This is a messenger RNA of Microdochium trichocladiopsis, 526 nucleotides long. RefSeq lists its product as uncharacterized. The record is from RefSeq and is a predicted model, not a curated record. The annotation marks the transcript as partial. Lineage: Eukaryota; Fungi; Ascomycota; Sordariomycetes; Xylariales; Microdochiaceae. The transcript is spliced from 2 exons.
CGACAGCAGCCCGCUUGUUCAGGGGGCGACAUACCCACUGAUAGCCCAUCUAAAGUACCAGAAGUUGCAGGCCAGACUGAGUUAUGGCCAGGCUUCCUCGCGGUCUUUGCAACAGAGAGACGAGCGCCUCUAGAGCAGGUGGAGCAGCCCAAUUUAGAACACAGCUGGCGUGAUGGGAUGCUAUGGCAGAAACCAUCAUUCAGCCUUCCUCAUCGACUGAGCAUCCCAUCCCUCUUGCCCACCUCAGUUGUACGGAUUUGCGGGCCCGUACUGCACAUUCGGCUGCUCGUGUGGCCAAGGCAUGCAUCUCAUUGGUGGCUUGACAUGUCCUCAGCUUCUCUGUGCCUCCGUGGCACCCGCUUGGCCCAGCCACUGAACCAGCCCUGGAGGUCCGUCUGCACAGUACCGGCAGCGUCAGCACCGUCCUACACUGCCUUCCAGUGGAGUCGUAGGUAACGUUAGUCGAGGGGUCUCGAGUCUCACCCCCCGGCCCUCCUUCAGAUUCCCACGAGAUCCCGCCAGUGCC